AUUUGACAUAAAAUGUCAAUAUUGUGCAAAGCAACACUUCGUUCCUCGUUUGUCACAUUUGCCCAUCAAAAAUAUUUGAACAAAAAGAUUCUGUACAAAAAAUAGGUUAAUAGUUAUAAAAACCAAGAUUGAAUCUUGGUACAGUUUCCUUUGGUUCGAAUGUUUAUAUAUGAAUUCCAAUGAAAUUAAUUUCCUAUACACUCCGAGAUAUAUUACGUAAGCGGCCAAUUUUAUUGUAUUUGAUUACACCACCAGUGUUUUUCAUCUUUGGGGCCGGUCUUGAGGUUGCUAUGAUUAAAUGGAAACCAAACGGUGUUAAUUUUUAUGAUACAUACAAAAAGAAUCGUGCCAAAGAGAUUGCCGACGAACGACUAAGAGCAAAAUAAAGUAAUUUAAAAAUGUAUGCAGGAGUUUCUAUGGGAAAGAGCAUCGCACUGCUUGUAAUAUCGGCUGCAUCAAUGUUAGCUGGAUCAAAUGUUGUGCACCAAUAUUACAAACCUCUCGAUGACUUGGAAGAAUAUGUAGAACGGGAAAUACAAAACAGAAAAUCGUCAAAUAGUUAAAAUAGAAUUCUAUUUAUAUAAAUGAAUAAAACUCGCUGAUUUUUUUGUCGCUUAAAUUGUAGGAAAAAACAAAAAAAAGAUUUGUUUUAUUUCAUUGUCACUUAAUGCUAAUUUGAUUGGAUAUGAGUAAGAACAUAAGAGACCAACACCAAAAUUACAUCAAAAU
Contarinia nasturtii (swede midge) is the source of this 729-nucleotide messenger RNA. RefSeq lists its product as uncharacterized. The coding region runs from base 399 to 563 and encodes 54 amino acids. Gene Ontology annotation, biological process: mitochondrial respiratory chain complex III assembly. Lineage: Eukaryota; Metazoa; Arthropoda; Insecta; Diptera; Cecidomyiidae. The transcript has 2 exons. The record is from RefSeq and is a predicted model, not a curated record.